This is a messenger RNA of Populus euphratica (Euphrates poplar), 2085 nucleotides long. RefSeq names its product transferases, transferring hexosyl groups. Gene Ontology annotation, molecular function: GPI mannosyltransferase activity; alpha-1,6-mannosyltransferase activity. Bases 118 to 1620 code for a protein of 500 amino acids. Lineage: Eukaryota; Viridiplantae; Streptophyta; Magnoliopsida; Malpighiales; Salicaceae. Gene Ontology annotation, biological process: GPI anchor biosynthetic process. Gene Ontology annotation, cellular component: endoplasmic reticulum membrane; mannosyltransferase complex. The record is from RefSeq and is a predicted model, not a curated record. The transcript is spliced from 8 exons.
AUAUAGUUCACCCAAUUGGAAAAAACCGUUAUCUUCAAAUUUUGCCCCAAAACAAGAAAAAUCAAAACUUGAAAUCUCCUUCGCUCUCUCUCUCAAUUACAAACCCUAAAUCCUCAAAUGUCAAAAACCCUAGAAUCUCCACGAAAUCACCAAACCCUAAAAAUCAUCAAAUCGGCAAUCACUUCAAGACUUCUCCUUUUAUCACUAAUCCUCCUCUGGCGCACCCUCAUUGAUCCAUACGACACGUCGUCUCCUCUGGACCCCAAUUGCCUCUCCACAGACGAUCAACAGGAAGAACGACAUGUCAUUCAAGUUCCUCGAAUUGGGUCUGCAAUAGAGGGCAGUAUUGUAUGGGAUAGCGUCUAUUUUGUCAGAAUUGCUCAAUGUGGAUAUGAAUAUGAGCAAACUUACGCGUUUUUGCCUUUGCUUCCUGCUUGCGUUGUCCUUUUUUCACGUACAGUUUUAGCGCCGCUGGUUUCAGUUAUUGGGCACAGGGCUGUGCUUGCAUUGGCGGGUUAUUUGGUUAAUAAUGUUGCAUUUGUGCUCGCGGCAGUUUAUUUUUACAGGGUUUCAGUUAUUAUUUUGAAGGACCCUGAAGCAGCAUUUCAAGCUUCAAUUUUGUUUUGCUUCAAUCCAGCUUCCAUAUUUUAUUCAUCAAUAUACACUGAGAGUUUAUAUGCAUUAUUAUCUCUGGGAGGGUUGUACUACUUAAUAUCUGGUGCAAGAAAUGUAGCUGUUCUUUGGUUUGCUCUCUCUGGCUGUGCAAGGUCAAAUGGAGUGCUUAAUGCUGGCUAUCUCUGUUUUCAGACCAUGCAUCAAGCUUAUGAUGCUGUAUUCCUACAAAAACGUGCUUAUUUGGCAGUGAAGGUUCUCAUUGUUGGAGCACUGCGUUGCAUAUGUAUUUUCAUUCCCUUUAUUGCGUUUCAAGCAUAUGGCUACUACAAUAUCUGUCAUGGGCAUUCCUUGGAUGAAAUGAGGCCUUGGUGCAAAGCCAAAAUACCUUUGCUGUACAGUUAUAUCCAAAGUCACUAUUGGGGAGUAGGUUUCUUGAGAUAUUUUCAGUUGAAGCAGCUGCCAAACUUUCUACUUGCAUCUCCAAUAUUAUCUCUGGCAGUUUGCUCUGUUCUCCAUUACGUGAGGUCACAACCUGAGAUAUUUUUCUCACUGGGUUUUCGAGCUCCUAAUGGAGAGAAAAGGCCUACAGCUUCACCAUUGUCUCUAGAUAGAGUUCCAGAAUCAAACAGCUCUGAUUUGAAGGAGAAAUCCUCUGCUAAAAUGCAAGAUAAAUACACUGUUAGGGAGAGGAAGCAGAGGAUCAAAGGGGAUAAUUAUGUACUCCUGGAUGAAUAUGAUUCAUUAGAGAAGCCCAGAUACUUGUCUACCUUUAUUGUCCCAUGCACUCUACAUCUGUUAUUCAUGGCAGCCACAGCAUUUUUUGUCAUGCAUGUACAGGUUUCCACUCGUUUCUUGUCAGCCAGUCCUCCUCUCUAUUGGUUUGCAUCACACCUACUGAUAUCUCCUGGUACUGGUAAGAGAUGGGGAUACAUGAUCUGGACAUAUUCUACAGCCUACAUCCUUCUUGGCAGUUUGCUCUUUUCAAACUUCUACCCUUUCACUUGAAACUUGAAUGGAUUCUUCCUGUUUAGCAAGAUGCAAGCUUCUCCUGCUUGUCGAUUGUUGCCAUUUUACUUGGCCAGUUGAUUGUCUGGAUGCAAAACCACGGUGGAAUGGAAGUGCUGGUAAUCAUCAAUCAUGCUGUUGAAAAUGCCAGUUUCAAAGGUCCUGGGGUUCUUUCUCCGCUUUUCUUGUAAAACCAUGCAGUGAGAUACAUGAUUCACGAGUGGUUUUGAACAGAGCUCUGGCAUGAGUUUUUAACAUAUUUUGUGGGUGAGAGCAACCUUUUGCACUGCUGCGUGAUUCGAAGAGUUGCUUAUAGAAAAGUUUUGAUAAGAAAUUUCACGAGUUUUGGUUUAGUUGAUGAACCGUAAAUCACUGUAUUUCUAUGCCACGUCAUGGAAUCCUGAGUUUUUGCAUUACAAGAAAUCAUGAAUAAUAGAUGAAAGUGUUCUCUCCUUUUCUUCAUAA